Molecule: messenger RNA, 1293 nt
Organism: Plasmodium cynomolgi strain B
Lineage: Eukaryota; Apicomplexa; Aconoidasida; Haemosporida; Plasmodiidae
Exons: 2
Coding region: 1-1293 (430 amino acids)
Source: RefSeq, a predicted model, not a curated record
AUGAAGGGGGAUACCCAAACGAACUACCACUUCUCCGUGAAAAACGUAAAUUUCUUCAAAAGCGCUUUGGCCCUUCUGAGCGUAGAUGACAGUAAAGGUAGUAACUCGAUCGUGAGGAAAGGGACAACCAACCAGGGGGAGGUCGAAAAUUGUAUUCUGUUUAAUCUGUUUGGUGAUGGGUUAAUGUUAAGGAGCUGGUCUAAGUGCAAACAGAUAUACUGUUUUUUGUUCCUCGAUUCGGACUGCUUUACUAGCUACGGCAUUGGGGAUAACGGGGAUAAGCACUGGGAGAGGCACGGGGAGAAGCGUCGGAGAAGAACAAGUGACAGCUCCGCAGGAGAGAAGAAUGCCCCAUGUGGGUGCCAUCAUUCAAGUGCCCCUUCCGAAGGUGCAUGCAGUAGAUGCCACACCCCUAAGGCGAAACGUUGCAAACGGGAAUAUAAGCAAACGUAUAGCGAGGAAGACAGUCACGAAGAUGAUACGAACAGCGUAAAUUCAGACAAUCUAUACACUACCCAUGCCAUAAAUAUGGAGAAUAAUAACUUGAUAAAACUGAAGGCAGUGUCUCCACUAAAGGUUAAACCUAAGGAGAGUAACAAAAGAGAGGAAGAAAAUGAGGACGAGUAUUUUAUUCGAAAAAAAAUUUAUGAAAAAAUCGAUGAAGAGAAAAAUAACAGCAACAUGGAAUUUCUCGUCUGUCAAUACGAACUACUCAGAGCAAUGGAAUUUUUGGACCCAAUUCUUUUAAAUAUCAAAUUUGAUUACCCUAAUCGGAAAUUAAUUUUACAUCUGACUGAUGAAGAUGGAGACACAUCUGAGACCUUCGUGAGAAUUAUUGUCGACUAUUAUUAUGAAAUAAGCAAGUUAGAAAAAUACACCUUUCUACAAAAUGAUUAUAAUUUUUUUUCUAUCCUUUCUGCCACUUUUUCCUUUUACCUGGACUACUUAAUUAAGAGCAGCGAUCAGUACAUUACUUUUUAUAUAACUGAAUAUUGCAACGAUAGCACCACUGUGCUUAAAAUGGAAACGAAAAAUAAAAACUACCAACGGUCCGUUCAGCUCAUGCCGAAGGAGAACUUCCAGGAUUUUAAGAGCUCAAAAAGUCAAAUGUACACCGAUGGAAGCAGAGUGACGAGAGAGACGUGCCGUGCGAUUACUCACGUGUACACACACCUAGGUAGGCAACGUCCAUCCCAUAUGUUGACCCCCUUUCGCAGAUUCAAGUACCGGAUAAGGGACUUAUCAAAAAUUAACCAGGCUCUCAGUAAGGCGAAAAAAAGGAAACAAAACUGA